Messenger RNA from Nerophis ophidion (straightnose pipefish), 4143 nucleotides. Its product is annotated as WD repeat-containing protein 35-like. Gene Ontology annotation, cellular component: intraciliary transport particle A; non-motile cilium. Gene Ontology annotation, biological process: protein localization to cilium; intraciliary retrograde transport; non-motile cilium assembly. Gene Ontology annotation, molecular function: protein binding. The coding region runs from base 134 to 3685 and encodes 1183 amino acids. The transcript is spliced from 29 exons. NCBI's taxonomy places the organism in Eukaryota, Metazoa, Chordata, Actinopteri, Syngnathiformes, Syngnathidae. The record is from RefSeq and is a predicted model, not a curated record.
CUACAAGUACUAGCAACUUCUUUAGGACUACAACUCCCGACGACACCCCACAGUGUACAGUUGUCACGGGCGACAGCAGGGAAGCUACAUCCUCCAUGCUACAUCUCGGACGAAACGCUUCGAAACAGACGCCAUGUUUAUCUACCUCAGCAAAAAGAUGGCCAGCCCCAACAGUACUCCCUUAAAAUGUAUCUCCUGGAACAAAGACCAAGGCCUUAUUGCCUAUGGAGGGGAUGAUGGUCUUCUAAAAGUGCUAAAACUUGAAAUUCAGACAGAUGAAGCCAAACUUAAAGGUGCUGUACCCAGUAAUUUGUCAAUUAACCAGACACUGGGGGGACACAGUGGUGCAGUACAAGUGGUUACAUGGAACGAACAAUAUGAAAAACUGACAAGCAGCGACCAGAACGGACUCAUCAUUGUAUGGAUGCUCCACAAAGGUACGUGGUACGAGGAGAUGAUAAACAACAGGAACAAGUCUGUUGUGAGGAGCAUGAGUUGGAAUGCUGACGGCCAAAAGAUAUGCAUUGUGUAUGAAGAUGGUGCAGUCAUUGUUGGAUCUGUCGAUGGUAACCGGAUUUGGGGAAAGGAGCUGAAGGGAAAUCAGCUGGCUCAUGUGGCAUGGUCUCCAGACAGCAAAAUCCUGCUCUUUGGCAUGGCCAAUGGGGAAGUGCAAAUCUUUGAUAAUCAUGGCAAUUUCAUAAUGAAACUGACCAUCAGCUGCCUAACUAAUUUGACUGGAGCUGUCAGGAUUGCUGGUAUUCACUGGUAUGCAGGAACAGGCGGUUACAUAGAACCUGACUGCCCGUGUCUUGCUAUUUGUUUUCAAAAUGGAAGAUGUCAAAUUAUGCGUUACGAGACCGAUGAAAACCCAGUAUGCAUUGACACCUCAAUGAAUGUCGUCAGUAUUCAGUGGAACCAUUGUGGUAGUGUGAUUGCGGUGGCUGGUUCCCUCAGACCAUCAAAUUCAGAUGUAGAAAUCAAUGUGGUGCAGUUCUACACACCAUUUGGAGAGCACUUGAGAACCUUGAAAGUUCCUGGGAAGCAGAUGACAGGACUUGCCUGGGAAGGUGGAGGUUUGCGUAUCAGCUUGGCUGUCGACUCCUACAUUUAUUUUGCCAAAAUCAUACCAGAUUACAAGUGGGGAUACUGUUGCAGUACAGUGGUGUACGCUUUCACUAAGCCAGAGCGCCAGGAUUACUGUGUGAUCUUCUGGGAUACCAAAAACAACGAAAAGUUUGUCAAGUAUGUGAAGAGCUUAAUGUCAAUUACGACUUCAGGGGACUUCUGUACUUUGGCUAGUAAGGCUGAUGACACCCAGCCUCAGGGAAAUGCUGAGUUAGAGUCUGGGAGUCAUGCAAAGUAUGUCCUCAUUCUGUGCAACUCAAUUGGUACUCCACUGGACUCAAAGUACAUCGACAUAAGUCCUCUGUUUGUCACCAUGACCAGAACACAUGUGAUCACUGCAUCCAAAGAAGCGUUCUACUUGUGGCAGUACAGAGUGGCAAAUAAAUUAACUGCACUGGAGAUUAACCAAGUAACCAAAACAAAGAAGGAGGGAAGAGAAAGGGUGUAUCACAUUGACAGCAGUCCAACUGGAGUCAAUGAGAAUGGAACAGACUUCACAAAUGCCUUCACAGCAACAAGAGAUCCUAUCUGUUGUAUUACAGCCACGGAUAAAACAUUAGUUGUGGGCCGGGAAUCGGGUAGCCUCCACAGAUACAGCCUGCCAAAUGUUGUUCUCAUACAGAGAUACACAAUGAACAGAGCCCACCAUCUCUCUUUGAACUGUAACUCCAGUCGUCUGGCCAUUAUUGACAUCUCAGGUGUGCUGACUUUGUUGGACAUAGAAGUUCAUUCAUCCUCAGGUGACACCGUGGGCAGUCAGGCUUUUAUAGGGGAUUCAUCAAAGCUUGAACGUAAGGAUGUUUGGGACAUGAAAUGGGCAAAGGACAACCCUGAUCUGUUCUGCAUGAUGGAGAAAACAAGGAUGUAUGUCUUCAGGAAUCUAGACCCCGAAGAACCCAUACAAACAUCAGGAUAUAUAUGCAACUUUGAAGACCUUGAAAUCAGAUCUGUCCUGCUUGAUGAAAUCAUGAAGGACCCAGAGAGGCCUAAUAAAGACAACAUGAUCAACUUUGAAAUCCGUUCCUUGAGAGAUAGCCGUGCUCUCAUUGAAAAAGUGGGAAUCCCAGACGCUUCACAGUUCAUUGAGGACAAUCCCCAUCCGAGACUUUGGCGACUGCUCGCUGAGGCAGCUCUCCAAAAACUGGAUUUAAGGACCGCUGAGCAGGCAUUUGUCCGCUGCAAAGACAACCAGGGCAUAGAGUUUGUCAAGCGUCUGGGAAACUUGCAGAGCGAGCCCAUGAAGCAGGCAGAGGUGGCAGCCUACUUUAGCAUGUUUGAAGAAGCCGAGCGGAUGUACUUGGACAUGGACCGCAGGGACCUCGCCAUUAGUCUUCGAAUGAAGCUUGGAGACUGGUUCCGGGUGCUCCAGCUACUUAAAACUGGCUCUGGGGACUGUGAUGAUGCUUUACUGGAGCAGGCCUACAAUGCAAUAGGAGACUACUUUGCUGACAGACAGAAGUGGGUCAAUGCGGUGCAAUACUACCAUCAGGGCCGCCACCAAGAGAAGCUGGCAGAAUGUUAUUAUAUGUUGGAGGACUAUGACAACCUUGAGAAGCUGACCAACUCACUCCCAGAAAACCACACACUUUUGCCAGAGAUUGGCCAGAUGUUUACUACUGUGGGCAUGUGCGAACAGGCUGUGAAUGCCUACCUUAAAUGCAACCAGCCCAAAGCGGCUGUUGACACGUGUGUCCAUCUGAACCAGUGGAACAAAGCCGUGGAACUUGCCAGGACACACAACAUGAAGGAGAUAAAACCUCUUCUUUCCAAGUAUGCAUCACAUCUCCUUGAGAAGAACAACAUUUUGGAGGCGGUGGAAUUGUAUCAAAAGGCUCACCAUUUUCUUGAUGCUGCAAAACUCAUAUUUAAGAUAGCAGACGAGGAAGCCAGAAAAAGGACUCGGCCGCAGAGGGUGAAGAAGCUUUACGUGCUGGCUGCUCGACUUGUAGAAAAUCACCAUGAGCAGAAGAAGACGUCACAGCAGAGUAAAACAAAAGGGAAGAAAUCUGAGGCAACGUUUGCACUUGCUGGACUGCUGGAGGAAGACGCAACGUCCUCUGACAAUCGUGUUCUUGACAACGCGUGGCGAGGAGCGGAGGCGUAUCACUUCUUCCUGCUCGCUCAGAAGCAGCUUUAUGAAGGUUACGCAGAGAACGCCAUGCACACAGCCCUGCACCUCCGCGAGUAUGAUGACAUCAUCCCCGCAGUGGAGAUCUACUCUCUUCUGGCCAUCUGCUCAGCAGCCAGCAGGGCGUUCGGCACGUGCUCGCAGGCCUUCAUCAAGCUGGAGUCUCUGGAGAGUCUGGACCAGGAGCAGCGGCUUCUCUAUGAAGAUCUGGCCUUGGAAAUCUUUACCAAACACGCACCAAAAAACAGCCGCAAACUGGAGCGAGACGCUGCAACUGAGGGGGUGGCAGAAAAGUUACCCACCUGCAUCGUGACAGGUCUGCCCAUCCAGGACUACCACUUUUGGAUGUGCAGCGAGUGCAAGCACUGUGCUCAAAGCCAGGAGAUCAGCAAAUAUAACUACUGCCCGCUUUGUCACAGCCGUGUAGGCUGAAUAUAAUUUCUUAUAAAUUCUCUUUAUUUUUCUGUAUAUAAUUCAUUAUAUUUUUGUAAAACAUGCAUUAUAUCACAUAAACAACCAAUUCACAUUAAGCACUCACAAAAAAGGGCAUAGAGCAUUUUUUCUGCUCAAAAGGGAAUCUAUAAGCAGAUUGAACUUCCAAUAACCAGUCCUUUACUUUAAACAUUUUUUUAAUGUAAGAAGUUACUGUCAUGUCCAGUACGGCUGGUUGUUUUUUCUCCUUAUUCAUGAGCUCAUUAACUAAUGUAGCUACAAAUACAGAAGAAAACUUACUUCUUCUUCCGAAAAGGACAACAAAGGAUUUACUUUUUCCCUUAACAGUACAGUUGCUCUGUUCUUUCAACACUUGGUUGUACAUUUCAGUCAUAUUCAAUCAAUCCUUUCAGGACCUGAUGUUCAGGAUUAAUUAAAUGGUGCAUUUUGAUAAACAA